Hippocampus zosterae (dwarf seahorse) is the source of this 6497-nucleotide messenger RNA. It is a transcript of the gene rgs12b, whose product is annotated as regulator of G protein signaling 12b. Lineage: Eukaryota; Metazoa; Chordata; Actinopteri; Syngnathiformes; Syngnathidae. Gene Ontology annotation, molecular function: protein binding; GTPase activator activity. The transcript is spliced from 19 exons. Gene Ontology annotation, biological process: signal transduction. The coding region runs from base 344 to 4867 and encodes 1507 amino acids. The record is from RefSeq and is a predicted model, not a curated record.
UGAACUAACCCCCCUCCUCCAGUCCUCCUCCUCGUAAGGCUACUUGGCCAGAUGGUGCAGCCUUUUCUUUUGUUUACCCAUCCGCCAUGAGAUGACCCAACUGUCCCUAGCUACUCAACUAUGGAUGCUACCUGGGAGCCGUCAUUCGACAAGUAAAUACGCUUGACAUCAGGAUGGGUGGCUCUACUUUAGGAAGGCUUUGCCAAACCUGAGUCCAAACUUUCAUCCCCCUGCUGUAUUUGCCACUCGAUGGCUGAACUUUCUGACUAGAAGGCUGGCUGCUCCAGCUUGGCAAUGACUGAAAUGUUCUAAGCAAGUAGAUGAGAGAAAAUCCUCUGGCACAAUGUUCAAGCAAGUGGAUACGUCAUCUAGAAGACGUCCUCACGGUGGCAAUGAGGCCAACCGGCCCCAGUCUCCUCCACCCUCCUCUGUCCAACAGAGACGAAUCCGGGCUGUUGAAGUGGCGAGAGGGAGGACUGGAUACGGUUUUACGCUCUCAGGACAAAACCCUUGUGUCCUCAGCUGCAUCCUGAAAGGCAGCCCCGCUGAUUAUGUGGGUUUGCGUUCAGGAGAUCACAUACUCUCAGUCAACGACAUCAACGUCUCCAAGGCAUCCCAUGAAGAUGUGGUCAAACUGAUCGGACGCUGCGCCGGUAUCUUAAAGCUGGUCAUUGGUGAAGUGGAGCGUCACAAGCGUCACCAUCACCAGCAACGCGGCGCUGGCGGUCGUCACCACAGCAGCAAUGCUAUGCCCGCGCCUUAUCUGGACUCAUGCUCCAGUGACGAUGAGUUGGACGACCUGUGCGACAACAUUGUCAACAGCAACAAUAACAGCAGGAAUGCCGGUGGAGCGCGCGGGGGCUGGUUGAGACCCAAAAUGGAUUCGAAGCAGCUCGGAAUCAACCGUGCCGAGCGGGUUGUGGCUGAGUUGCAGUCCGGAGGAAUUUUUAACAUGAUCUUUGAGAAUUCCAGCCACUCGUCCAGCAGUUCGGACAAGGACAGACCCGGGCAUACCUCAUCCGCCAAAGCACGUCCUAUGUCUGACCCAGAGUUUCCUCCCUGUCGAAAUUCCUCCCGCUCCCACAGCAACCCUGUCCUGCUGUCUGAGGAGGAAAUGGCCCAAGUCCUAAACGACGACUCGGUUUUCCUGGACUCUGGUUUCCGACAUCUCCACCUCCACCACCAUGAGGAACAACACAUGGAUGUUGCCGAUGGGCGGGACUUGGUCCUAGAUCCAAAUCAGGACAUUGUCAACGUGGGCAUGAUUGUGGGCUACCUGGGCUCAAUUGAGCUGGCCUCCACAGGCACCAGCCUGGAGAGUGACAGUCUGCAAGCCAUCAGAGGAUGCAUGAGGCGCCUCAGGGCAGAGCAAAAGAUCCAUUCCCUUGUCCUUAUGAAGGUCAUGCAUGACAGUGUGCGCUUAUGCAGCGACAAAGGCCAGAUCCUCGCCACAUAUCCUGCAGAAAAACUUGCAUUCAGUGCCUGUUGUCCGGAUGACCGGCGGUUCUUUGGACUUGUCACGAUGCAGGCCACAGACGACGUGUGUCACCUCAGCAGAGGACGAUAUGAAGAGGAAGGUUUGAGGACUUCCUGCCACGUGUUCAUUGUGGAUCCUGACCUGUGUUACCACCAGGUGCAUUUGGGAGUGGCCAGGAGGUUUGGCUUUGAAUGUACCCCUGACUCCGACACUGGAGGCUGCCUGGAGUUUCCUCCCACUUCUCAGUCUCUCCUCCACUUUGUGUCCGUACUUUACCGGGACAUGGGGGACAACAUUGAGGGCGUCCGAGCCAGAGCCUUUCUCGAUCCAGAUAACGAUGCUCAGCAGAACCACAGCACCAGCAGUAAUAGUGAUAGCGGGAUUGGUAACUUUUUGCCUGAGGAGAAGAGCAACAGAGUGCUCUUGGUUGACCUGGGAGGACCUCUUAACCACAAUCACGUCUCUGGGCCGCGCCACUGGGACAGCCCGCCUUCCUCCCAGCAGGCUUGGAGCCCCACCCUAGGAGCCGCCGCCCCUCAGCCACCUCCACCCCCGCCCGCUAUAAGGAAUAGCCACUACCGCCAUGAACCCUACCUGGCCGACCUCCCUCAACCCCUCCCGCUGACACACGCCGACGUAGCAGCUCGGCACGCUCGAGGGGUCCACCCACACCACUACUCGCAGGGGAAGUGGGGAGGAGCUGUCGGAGGCGGGGACAAAAGAGGGACCGGAGGAGGGGUGGAGCCUCAGCGUUGGCUCCCAGUCCACGUGCUGAGAGACUGGCACCAGCAGCACCACCACCUCCACGGCUUGAGCAGCGAUCAAGAGUCGUACGCCGAAUCCACUGACGGGUGGUCAUCAGCUAAUUGCAGCACCCUGCCUCCACCCAUGAACAAGAUCCCUGCUGAUCGUUACCGGGCCCCGCUGGUCCCUGCAGAUCCCUUGCCACCACCAGGAGGAAGCCAGCCUCCUCCUGCUAUACAUCCCCAGACCCACACCCAACGGCUGAAAGAUGAGUGGGCCAAGAAGCUGUUUGGUGCUGGCGACAGAGAGAGGAGCGAAACCGUCAAGAAGCGCGGAGGUGCCAAAGACGCAGAGAAAAAGAGUGGUCGGUUCCGAGGUCUGACAAUGGGUUUCCCUCCUCUGUCCCAUCGCUCCUCAGCCAGACGCUCCUUCGGACGUUCCAAACGUCUCAGUUUGGCCCGCUCCCUGGAUGACCUGGAGUCUACCGCAGUCUCCGACGGAGAACUGAACAGCGUGGAGCUGCAGGGCUGCAGCAGCGACAACAGUUUGAACAGUAAUGCCAGCCUCCCCAGUGUGCAGAGUCACCGGCGCCACACUGAGAGGAGAGUGGCCAGCUGGGCCGUGUGCUUCGAGAGGUUGCUGCAAGACCCCGUGGGAGUACGCUACUUCUCGGAAUUCCUGAAGAAAGAGUUCAGUGAGGAGAAUAUUUUGUUCUGGCAGGCGUGCGAGUUCUUCAGCCACGUCUCUGAAAAUGACAACAAGCAGUUGUCUCAGCGAGCCCGAGAAAUCUACAACAGUUUCUUGUCCAGCAAAGCCACCACGCCGGUCAACAUAGACAGUCAAGCGCAACUCGCUGACGACAUCCUCAAUGCCCCCCGACCUGACAUGUUCAAGGAGCAACAGUUACAGAUUUUCAACCUGAUGAAGUUUGAUAGCUAUACACGUUUCCUCAAGUCUCUGCUCUACCAAGCGUGUAUGUUAGCUGAGGUGGAGGGCCGACCCCUGCCUGACCCUUACCACAUCCCCAGCAGCCCCAACUCCAAACAUAGCACCACUGGCUCGGACCGCUCCAACCUGUCCACGCCCAAGAAGGAGGACAAAAGGAGCAAGUCAGGGCGCUCUUUGAACGAUGACAGCCGGGAUGAUUCAGGAGAUCGGAGGAAGGGCAUGUUCUUCUCCUGGUCCCGCAAUAGAAGCUUUGGCAAAGGACCAAAAAAAAGAGAACUGACCGAUUUUAAUUACAAUUUCUCUGGUAGCAAUGGUCGGCGUGAGUCCCAGGGUUCUCUGUCCUCAGGCGCCAGUCUGGAGCUUGGAACAUCUGCUUCUGGGAAGAAUGAGGGAGAUGUGUCCCGCGCAUCAGACCGCGGAGGAGGCAGCGCCCCAAUGAGGCAGUGUAACAUCAACUUGCCAGAUGGCUCUUGUUGCUCUGUGCCGCUGAGGGCUGGUUUGUCCAUCAGAGAUUUGUUGCUGGGGCUGUGCGAAAAGCUCUGCAUCAACCUGGCAGCUAUCGACCUCUUCCUGGUCGGAGGGGAGAAGCCACUUGUUUUGGAUCAAGACUGCAUGACGUUGUGUUCUAGAGACCUGAGACUUGAAAAGCGCACUCUCUUUAGGCUAGAUUUGGUCCCGAUUAACCGCUCAGUUGGCCUAAAAGCAAAGCCCACCAAGCCAGUGACGGAGGUUCUCAGGCCGGUGGUGGCCAAAUAUGGUCUGCACCUCUCAGAUUUGGUGGCCCGCAUUAGUGGUGAAUCUGAGCCCUUAGAUCUCGGGCUUCCGAUAUCCAAUCUGGAUGGACUGAGAGUGGUAUUGGAUUCAGCAGAUCACAUGCCAGGAAAAGCAACUUCGAACAGCCACAUUGGGGCUUCCGCAAGCAGAAACCAAUCAACACCAGGGGAGGACAGGCAGUCAAGGAAAGCCGCUUCCACCCACCCCCAUGGGGAAAACGGCAAGGCCGGGCCCAGCCUUGACACAAGGAGCCAGGCCUUACCCAACCACUCUGUCUCUCUUCAUAAGGCUCCGGAGAAAAGAAAGCAGAAAAAGAUUAAUAUAGACGAAGCCGAAGAGUUCUUCAACCUCAUUUCCAAAGCUCAGAGCAACAGAGCUGACGACCAACGAGGCCUGCUGAACAAAAGUGACCUGCAGCUCCCAGACUUCCUUCGCCUGUCACCGUCUGCGACCGACCGAGCUGCGCCGCCGCCCUUUGACCCAGAGCUCUGUUGCUCCACCCCUCAUUCCCGCAACCCUGCCACUGGCAACGCUCACCCGGGAAACAAGGCCAGCCACAACGACAGGGCAAGCGGCGGCCAUUUUCUCAACGCUCAUCAUCAGUGUCAAAGUUUGGACUCUGCGUUGGGCUCUGACAUUGGAGGGUGGGGGAACGCCAGACCCACUUCUUUGCCGUUUCCUGCCACAAUCUCUCCCAUCCACCCGUCCCAGGAGGUCCAGCAUGGUGCACUCAAGGACACUGGCAGGGGGUCGUCAGUCCAGAUGCUAGAAGAGGACGCCUUGUCGGAACUGACUCUCGUGGGCGAGGCAGACAUCAGUAGUGCCAGCCUCAACUACGUUACCCCCUCCAGCCUGCAGUCUGAACCCCACCCCCAACAGCAAGCACAGGACAUUCGGCCUUGCUCAGGUACUUCCCCCGUUUGACCUUUCACCUCUCCCUUCAGCUGACUGCGAGUGGCAGUGGCCUCUUUCAAGUCAGUUUGACACUUUCAGUUGAGACCGAAUGCAUCCGCAUCUCCUCCCUUCCUUUAGUCAGCUCAGUCCUAACUUGCAGGACUAUUAAAAAAAAAAAACACUCCCUGUGGUACAGAAGCAUUCCGUUUCGGUGUAGCUGUUCAACAGCUCACACCACAAAUGUGCUUUGUUGUAUUCUAAUUCUAAUGUAUGCACUGUGACCUGCCGCCCAAGUUGGCCGGACACAGAAAGGAAGCUUAAGCGAGGAUGAAUAGAUGCAUUAUGACGAAAGGUCGCAAGUUGUCCUUGGAAUUUUCCGACGUGGUGUGUAUCUGUGUGAACCUUUGAGCUGGCUUGCUGUGGAUUUUCAUUUUUUUUCUUUCCCUGAGAUGUAAUCAUGAGGGGGAGUGCAGGGAAGACCUUUGCCAAACUCUCAUCCAACUCCCCUCACCAAAAGAACAUAACGAUGCACUUUAGCCCAUUGCGAACAAGACUCUACACAUUUGUACACGUGUUGAAAUCACGUUGACAGUACAAGUAUAUUCACGCUAAAAGAAUGGAAGUUGUAAGUUAUAUGGGGUGAGGUAGUGCAGAGUGGGCACUGACCAGACAAAUGCAGAUUCCCUGCUCGAGUAGCAUGAACCAACACAUUUGCUCAGCUGUUCUUUGUUCCAACUUGAGUACAGUACAUUCUGUGUUUUCACCUCUCUCACCUCAGGCACUCCUAAUGCCAUUCAUGCAAACACAGGCCACAGUCAUUGUGCAUGCCGGCAGUGGUUGCAGACCAAAAAGAGAGAAAGUUUUGCACCGAUCUUGCAGUCUCCUGUCUUCUUUGCACAACAUCACAAAGCCUGUCUUGUUAUUCCCGAAAAGGUUUUCAGAGAGUAGCUUCCUGCAGUGACUCUGAUAAAAUAACUACAGCGGAGGUCGCUCCGGAAGUAUUUGCAACGGGACAGAGUUUCUGUCAUUUUGCCUUUAUUCGUCAACCACAAUUGUUUCAGAAUACAAAGUACAACAAUCAACAUGAUUACGGUGUGGACUUUGAGCUUUCCUUCAAGAGGUUUCCCCAAAUGACCUGUGAUUUUGAGGUUUUAUUGACCGUGCCUCCAUUUUCAUCGGUCCAUCCAUUUUCACAGAGACAACCUGCAUCAGCCAAGGGAAUGACCAAACCAUCUUUGUCACCUGCAAUUCAAUCAGGUGCUCAAAAGGUAUUUGGACAUAGUGGAAUCAAUGUAACCAUCACCAUCAUUUUGGAAAGGAUUUUAAUCAUUGAAGGCAAAAGUCACAAAAACUCCCAAUUCAAAUGCUUCUCGACUCACGACAGGAUUGUGGCUAAAUGGUUCCCUUUCCACCUUUUCUGUUAUUUGUUGUAUUCCUGAGGAAAUAUUAAUUUAUCUUACAACCUUCUAUUUUUCACCAUGUCGGGAAAACGAAAAGUGUUAAUUUGUAGAUAGCCAAACUAGUGAAAUCGCCACAUGUUGCUGUUGUUCAACAGCGUUUCAGCUAUCUGUUUCUUCACCUAAUAAUUCGCAGAAACCAUCUUUAACUGCUCUCUUGUAAUGUGUCUGUAAAUAGAUACAAUAAAUGUUCAGAGCUUGAA